Molecule: messenger RNA, 2385 nt
Organism: [Torrubiella] hemipterigena
Lineage: Eukaryota; Fungi; Ascomycota; Sordariomycetes; Hypocreales; Clavicipitaceae
Source: the annotation of a GenBank genome assembly
CCAAGAGCUGCCGUUGUUGGCCUAGUACUAUGCUGUGCUGGGCCACUCAGAUGUACAGUGAAUACGGUGUUAUUUGCACUGCUUGUCCAUACAAAAAUUGCCCCUCUUGCACUGUGUACUAAGCGGGCAGCAAGCAGGCAGCGCUGCCCAGCCAAAGCACAGAAUUCUCACUGUGACUGGUGAAAAAAAUGCCCCACACCCCACCACAAAUUCGAAAUUCCACCUCGAAAGCCUCAACCCAGAGAAACACCACGCCUGCUUUCGCCGCAACACCAACAACACCACACACUCAGCAGCCUCGAUUAUUCAUCAUGGCUCAGCAGCUCGACUACGUCAGCAUCUGCGGGAGCUGCCCGGCCGGCGAUGGCUGGGGCCCCUCUGUCACCACCGAGACCACGCUUCACGGCGUGCCCUAUGCGCCUUUCUCCAAGGGCGACAAGCUGGGACGCAUGGCCGACUGGACUGCCGAAGGAAAGGACCGCGAGCGUGGAGGACGCACUCAGUACAACCGCAACUUCCGUGACCAGCAGGUGUACGGAUCCAGCCACGCCGUUACUUUCAACGCCCCUCCCGCCGAGGACGAAUCCACCUUCUCCGUUGUCACCAACACCCGCGAUCCCGUCAAGACUAGAUAUGGCCGUGGCGCCGUCUUCACCCGUGGCCGUGGCCAGCGUGGUGCUGCAACCGGUGCCCGUGGUGGUGCCCGUGGCGGCUCUGCUAGACCUGGUGCUGGCGGCCGUGGAGGAUACGAUAGCCGUGGCCGCGGUAACGCUGCUGGCGGUCGCGGCGGCCGUCGCUUCGGAUGGCGCGACUACGACAAGCCUGCCCGCAACCGCGACGCCUCCAUUAACAUCAAGGCCGACUGGGACCUUCUUGAGGAGAUUGACUUCAACCGUCUGGGCAAGCUGAACCUGGACACGGACGACGGCGAGGAUCUUGCCGACUAUGGCUUCCUGUACUCGUAUGACCGCUCCUACGACAAGCAGCCUGUCAAGGGCGCCGAGCGAAAGCUGACGGCCAUUGACCGCGCCGCCUACAAUGUCACCACCUCCUCCGAUCCCAUCAUCCAGGAUCUCGCCGACAAGGAUGAGGCCACCAUCUUCACCACGGACACCAUCCUGUCCAUGCUCAUGUGCUCCCCGCGCUCCGUGUACCCCUGGGACAUUGUCAUUGUCCGCCAGGGCAACAAGAUCUUCCUCGACAAGCGCGACAACGCCAACCUCGACAUGGUCACUGUUAACGAGAACGCCGCCGAUGCGCCCCUCGACGCCGCUGACGGCGGCAAGGACACCAUCAACCAGCCCGGCGCCCUCGCCGAAGAGGCCACCUACAUCAACCACAACUUUGCCAACCAGGUUGUCUCGGAGAACGACGCCUCCAAGGUCGACAUGGCCAACAGCAACCCCUUCUACAACGCCUCCGAGGACACCGACCCCCCCGCGUCCAAGGCCUACAAGUACCGCCGCUUCGACCUCUCCACCAACGAGGAGGAGCCCGUCUACCUUGUAGUCCGUACCGAGGUCGAUGCCGUCCAGAAGAACCCCGUCAACGGCGAGGACCAGCACAUGACGAUCCGCGCGCUCAACGAGUUCGACAGCCGCGCCCAGGGCUCCGGCGGCGCUCUCGACUGGCGCGCCAAGCUGGUCACCCAGCGCGGUGCCGUCGUCGCCACCGAGAUGAAGAACAACUCGUGCAAGCUCGCCCGCUGGACCGUCCAGUCCAUCCUCUCCAAGUCUGAUGUCAUGAAGGUCGGCUUUGUCUCCCGUGUCAACCCGCGCUCCAACGACAAGCACGUCAUCCUCGGCGUCAUUGGCUGGAAGCCCCGCGACUUUGCCGCCCAGAUGAACCUCUCCCUCUCCAACGGCUGGGGCAUUGUCCGCACCAUUGCCGACAUGUGUCUCAAGCACGACACCAGCGGCGCCGACGAGGCCAAGUUUGUCCUUGUCAAGGACCCCAACAAGUCCAUCCUCCGCCUCUACGAGGUCCCUGCCGGCAGCUUCGACGAGGAGGAAGAGGAGGAAGAGGAAGAGGAAGAGGACGACGAGGACGACGAGUAAAAAGCCGUUUUCCUUUUCCUAUUGGACUCUUCUCUUGCAUUCCCCCUGGUUCAUGUUUGUUAAAGGGAAUUCUCCGUUUGUGUUUUUGGGUUUUUUAUGGUAGACCGUGUCUAACGCUCUGUGGCAUCUGGAUCUUUUGUUCAUGACGAGAAAGUUUUAUAUCGGUGUUUUUCAUGAGUGUGCAACAUGGUGGGCGGACUGACGAAGAAAAAAAAGCAGGGAAUAAAGAAGCUCUCCCACCUCUUUUUUAGCAUUUUAGAAAGCUGCCCAGAUGAGGGAUGAUACAACGUAAAAAACAACUAGUUUAACAAAAAGUCUUGUUAUAUAU